This is a messenger RNA of Cornus florida, 657 nucleotides long. Its product is annotated as MYB-like transcription factor ETC3. Gene Ontology annotation, biological process: cell differentiation. NCBI's taxonomy places the organism in Eukaryota, Viridiplantae, Streptophyta, Magnoliopsida, Cornales, Cornaceae. The record is from RefSeq and is a predicted model, not a curated record. The coding region runs from base 86 to 367 and encodes 93 amino acids. Gene Ontology annotation, molecular function: transcription cis-regulatory region binding. The transcript is spliced from 3 exons. Gene Ontology annotation, cellular component: nucleus.
ACGACUUAAGUGCCUCCAUUGCUUCAACAACAAUCUCCUGUGUGUGUGUCUGUGUGUGUGUGUGUGUAUAUAUAAGCUCCUAUACAUGCAAUUAGUUCCAACUGGUGACUUUGAGUUCUGUCUUUUUUCUCUCUCUCUAGAAAUGGCUGAUACAGAGCACUCUUCUUCAGAUGAAACUUCUGUUGAUUCUCGAGAGGAAAGUAGUAAAGAAUCUGAACUAGAAUUCUCUGAAGAUGAAGAAACACUGGUCAUUAGGAUGUAUAAUUUGGUUGGAGAGAGGUGGUCACUAAUUGCUGGGAGGAUCCCAGGAAGAACAGCAGACGAAAUCGAAAAGUACUGGAAUUCUAGAUAUUCAACAAGUGAAUGAGAUUUCACAAAAUCAAUUGUGUUCUCUCUACAAAAGCGAGUUAUCUGGAGGGUGAGGCAGAUCACAGAGCACGUUCGAGAACUGGAAAUUUCUGGAGUUUCAACCAUUUGAAGAGAGAAAAAAUAAGAUUUUGUGUUCGAUUAAUGUCACGUUGCUCUAUAUGUUACUGUGGUUGGUGUUUAUUGUGUGGGGUUAUCGUUAAGUGUUCUUCUUCCACCAUUAUUUAAUGUAAAUCUGUACAUAAAAUGCUCGACUUUUAUAUGUACAAGUUUUAUGUGCUUUCUAUUGUC